Molecule: messenger RNA, 1645 nt
Organism: Brassica oleracea var. oleracea
Lineage: Eukaryota; Viridiplantae; Streptophyta; Magnoliopsida; Brassicales; Brassicaceae
Product: probable aquaporin NIP5-1
Exons: 4
Coding region: 561-1466 (301 amino acids)
Biological process (GO): transmembrane transport
Cellular component (GO): membrane
Molecular function (GO): channel activity
Source: RefSeq, a predicted model, not a curated record
ACAAUCUCUUUUCUGUAUAAACACACACACAUAUAAAUAUAACUUAAGCUCGAGCAUUAACCAAACCUUUCAUACAUCCCUCUAUCUUUCUUUUCUUUCAGAACCACAGAUUCGAGAACUAGUCUUGGCUCAGUGCUAACGUACGCAUCCAUAUGUGUCUGUCGUCUUUGCUUUUUAUAUGAUUCGGUUUCUGAUUUUGGUUUUUUGAAGUGGCUAUCUUCGUUCAUAUUCUUCUUCUUACGUAGUAACAGCUUUAUAAAAAUCCUUACAAGCAUGUAAAUUAACGUCCCAGAUCCAUUUUCUUCUCCUUCAGAAAAAAAAAAGAAAAUUUUAAUCGGUAGAUAAGUUUGAUUCAUUGGUGUCCCUGGUUUUAAUUUUUGUUUGGUGAAACUAGUCCUGGCAAAGUUUGAAGCAGAAGUGUAAACCCAAAUUUAUAAAAACCUCAAAUCAUGUAAAUUUCGUCUCUUGAAAUUUAUCUCACUAGCUCCUACAAAAAAAGAAAAAAAGAAGAAGUAUUUUCUUCAAAACAAAAUACAAAAAGAAUACCGGAAAAGGUAAGGAUGUCUCCGCCAGAGGCUGAAAUGGGUGCGGUGGCGGUGACGGCUCCGCCGACGCCAGGAACGCCGGGAGGACCGUUGAUCACGGGGAUGAGAGUUGAUUCAAUGUCGUUCGAUCAUCGGAAACCGAUACCUCCAUGCAAAUGCUUGCCGGUGAUGGGAAACCCUUGGGGUCAACACGACACGUGCUUCACCGAUUUUCCCUCUCCUGGUGUCUCCCUUACUCGCAAGCUUGGGGCUGAGUUCGUGGGAACAUUCAUCUUGAUAUUCACCGCGACAGCCGGUCCAAUCGUGAACCAGAAAUACGACGGAGCUGAAACCCUAAUCGGCAACGCGGCAUGCGCAGGACUCGCAGUGAUGAUCAUAAUUCUCUCAACCGGUCACAUAUCAGGGGCUCACUUAAAUCCAUCACUGACUAUAGCAUUCGCAGCUCUACGACACUUUCCUUGGGCCCACGUACCUGCUUACAUAGCAGCGCAAGUCUCAGCUUCCGUAUGCGCUUCAUUCGCACUCAAAGCAGUUUUCCAUCCUUUCAUGUCGGGAGGUGUGACUGUUCCGUCUGUUAGUGUUGGACAAGCCUUUGCUCUUGAGUUUAUCAUCAGUUUCAUUCUCCUCUUUGUUGUUACUGCCGUUGCCACCGACACUCGUGCCGUUGGAGAAUUGGCUGGUAUAGCUGUUGGAGCCACUGUCAUGCUCAACAUUCUUGUCGCAGGGCCAUCUACUGGUGCAUCUAUGAAUCCCGUUAGGACUCUAGGACCAGCCCUUGCAUCAGGAAACUAUAGGUUACUUUGGGUUUAUCUGGUAGCUCCUACACUUGGUGCAAUAUCUGGAGCAGCCGUGUACACAGGCGUCAAGCUUAACGAUAACGUGACUGACCCACCGCGUCAGGUUAGAAGCUUCCGUCGUUAAGUGAGCGACUUGUCCAGAAGUCUUCUGCUUGUUACUGUUACUGUAUAAUUUAAUAAUAAUGUAAUGUUAUGAAAAGCUUUGGAAGCUUUUGUGAAGAAUAAAAGGCGAUGUGACUACAAGUCCACGCUCUAUGUGUGCAUAGCAUCGGUUUAUAAAUCCGAUGCGACCUCGUCUCGUCA